Messenger RNA from Ricinus communis (castor bean), 736 nucleotides. RefSeq lists its product as uncharacterized. Lineage: Eukaryota; Viridiplantae; Streptophyta; Magnoliopsida; Malpighiales; Euphorbiaceae. The record is from RefSeq and is a predicted model, not a curated record. The coding region runs from base 166 to 513 and encodes 115 amino acids. The transcript has 2 exons.
UAUAAUUUUAUUUUUUAAAUUAUGGUUUUGGUUUCUUUGCAAAAUAAUAAUAAAAAAACUGAAAAAACAACCACACUGUAUAUUGUUUUAUUAAUUUUAGGAUACUUGCGAAAAACUCUCUAAAAUUAAAGACCAAGUGGUGGGUAAUUAAAAAUGAAGUAAAAAAUGAGCUUUAAGAAAGAUAACAGGGAAAACCGGAAACAUGAAGACAGUUAUCUCCUCAAGUUCCUAUCAUCUUGGCACUCUAGUGUCAGUUCUUCGGUUUUUAUGGCUGCAGUGCGGGAAGCUGACAGUGACACUCACUCGCAAGUAUGGCACAGGUCCGUCAGUUUCUUCAUAGCAGUACGUAGUAGGAAGUGCAAUGCGGUUGCUCAUGGACUUGCCAAGGUUGCUCUACAUGCUGAUGGUGUCCAAGUUUGGAUUGAGGAUGAUGGCCCCUCGUGGCUACAUUACCUUAUUUUUGCUGAAUUAGCUUUGAUUGCCAGAUUUGUUAGGUGCUUAGCAACACUUUGAUGCACUCUUCUCCUCGGUCUACGAUGUCUCUCAAUGGUAUAUUAAAUUCUAGCUGGAGACUUUAUCAAUUAGUUGAGGUGUCCCUUGGGUGUUUGUGUCGAUAAUUGGUCUUUAAAGCAUCUGUAAUGAAGUAAUGGAGGCCAAUGCUUUGAUGAGAUCAACAAUGGCCUCUAUUCAUCCAUAUUGUUAUUCAUAAUUGAUAAAACUUUUUUUUCCCACUUGA